This is a messenger RNA of Solanum tuberosum (potato), 807 nucleotides long. RefSeq lists its product as uncharacterized. The record is from RefSeq and is a predicted model, not a curated record. Lineage: Eukaryota; Viridiplantae; Streptophyta; Magnoliopsida; Solanales; Solanaceae. The transcript has a single exon. Bases 1 to 807 code for a protein of 268 amino acids.
AUGUCUCAGAGAAAAUAUGCAAUAGACAUUUUGCAAGAUUCGGGAAUCUUAGGAGCAAGGCCUGAAUUGUUUCCAAUGGAACAAAAUUUGAAGCUUACUUCUACAGAUGGAGUUGUACUGAAUGAUCCAACAAAAUACAGAAGACUAGUUGGUAGAUUGAUUUAUCUCACCGUCACAAGGCCUGACAUUGUCUAUUCUGUUCGGACACUUAGCCAAUUUAUGCAAGAGCCUAGAAAACCUCAUUGGGAUGCUGCUGUGCGAAUUCUCAAGUAUAUCAAGGGUACUCCUGGUCAAGGUUUGUUAUUUCCUUCCACAAACAAUCUUAUUUUAAAGGCCUUUUGUGAUUCAGAUUGGGGUAGUUGUCGAGCCACAAGAAGGUCCGUCACAGGAUACUGUAUUUUUCUUGGAAAUUCACUUAUCUCAUGGAAAUCAAAGAAGCAAUUAGUUGUUUCUAGAUCAUCAGCAGAGGCGGAGUAUCGAGCUAUGGCGAACACUUGUUUAGAACUUACAUGGUUAAGCUAUAUACUUCAAGACUUAAGGAUCUCAAAUGUGACUCCUGCAAAACUAUUUUGUGACAAUCAAGCUGCCUUACAUAUUGCAGCGAAUCCAGUCUUUCAUGAGCGAACAAAACAUAUUGAUUUAGACUGUCACAUAGUUCGAGAAAAGUUGCAAGCAAAACUGAUAAGUCCUUCAUAUGUUCCUACACACUUUCAAUUAGCAGACAUCUUUACAAAGGCUUUGGGAAAAGAUCAAUUUGUAACAUUGCGCAACAAGUUGGGAGUUCAUGAUAUUCACUCUCCAACUUGA